Molecule: messenger RNA, 984 nt
Organism: Salvelinus sp. IW2-2015
Lineage: Eukaryota; Metazoa; Chordata; Actinopteri; Salmoniformes; Salmonidae
Source: RefSeq, a predicted model, not a curated record
GUCUCCAUGUGAAGAGACUGCAGGGGCAACGGAAGGAGAGCAUCAAUGGCUGUGAACAUUGUCGCUGAUCGCACUGCGCUGGUCACAGUGGUCCUCACCACCUCUGUGCACAGCAAGCUGCAGACCUUGGAGGACUGUUUCUGGGGCUGUGCCUAUCGCCUACACCACACACUGAAAGACAGGAAACUACUCCCCGGUGCUGGAAAGACUGAAUUGCUUUGUGUUCAAACCCUUCAAAAGCACAUUAAAGAUAAUGGUGAGCAAACAAGAGGCAAAGAUGGAACCUCUGCCCCACAAGCUAAACAAGGAAGAGCAGGAAACCCACACAGGGCUGAUGUGUUUCAACUCAUGGCAGAUGGUUGGAUGGACUACAUUUCCACUCUGAUGUUGAACAGUGGAACAUGUUCAAAAGUGGACGCUUGGACUACAAUCAAUCAGCAGCUGAAAGAUUUCAAUGGGGGAUUAUCUCUAGAUGCUAAUUUCUCAAGACUGCUAUUGAGAGAUGACACCGAGGAUGGUAUGAUGUCCCCAGAUAUGAAGCGCAGUGCAGGGAAGGUCUAUGACAAUAUGACAGUGAAGUUUGAAGCAUGGAGGAAAGCCCUGGAUCUUGUUUUCCUUGUGUUACAGACAGACACUGAGAUCAUUACUGGCAUAGAUCCUAAACAAGUGGAGGGGCAAUCAAAUGUUAUGGUGCUUUGAUCGUUUUAAGUCAACACAUUUCUGCGUACUAUCAUUUUUGUAUAUUAUCAUGAAAUGCAUAACAUGUCUAAAUGUGUUUUAUUCUUUGAAUCCAAAUAUGCAGAAAAAUGAAUAAACUUUUGUAAUUUGAGGUAUAAUUUAAGUUAUUAGAGCUUGUCAGCCAUUAGUAAAUUACACUGGCCCAGCAACAUUUUACCACAUGGGGGAGACAAAGGAUAUGAACGUUAAUCCAUUUCACAUGGUUUCCAACUCUAUGGCUAUAUCAAUAAACAUGUCAAAAUCCAG